CAAAAAGCAUGGCUCGCAGUUUGGCUCCUGUUGCCCAGUCGUUCCCCAGCGUGGAAACCGCGACUACCCAGCAGCCCAGGCCCUCGGUCACGUGGGACUUAAGUUCAUCCACGGCCUCGGACUCCACCGCCCAGGCGACUACCAGCCUCCGUACUUAUCCGGCCUCGGCCUUCUUCCACCGAGAUAGGCUUGGCAGCCGCCCCGACAUCAGAGCUGUAGGGACCCAGCCACAGAUCUGCUUCCUGCGGCCGCGGAUGGCGCGGCCGCUAGUGCUCUUCAGCUUAAUGAAUUCCAGCGAAGCAGCGGUGACAAAAUUUUUACCCAAGAGCCACUUAUCUCGGGUGAUUAUUCGUGACAACCUCAGUGCACAACGAAUCUAUGAAAUGGAGACAAAAGCUUCAGACAAGACCAAGAAAAAGAUGAGCUACUUGUAUGACCACCUGAAAAAAAAGUUCAUGACGGACCAGCUUAGAAAGCUGGGGAAUUGGAAACGGGAAUCCAUGAACCUCCGGCAGUACCUGAAUAGCACUGGAGUGCAAGGUCACUCCAUCCUACCAAGAGAAGCUAGCCAUCGCCGCCUUCGUGGCAGACAAUCUGCCCCAUGACAACACUAGACCAACGGGAGGAAUAGAUGUAGAAGCUAGCCAGCUGACACCAUUGUAGAACAACAAUAAACCAAGACCAGUAGACAGUGGAGCAUAAAAACUCUAGCACUUCUAA
Molecule: messenger RNA, 720 nt
Organism: Pteropus alecto (black flying fox)
Lineage: Eukaryota; Metazoa; Chordata; Mammalia; Chiroptera; Pteropodidae
Gene: CUNH5orf52
Product: chromosome unknown C5orf52 homolog
Exons: 3
Coding region: 9-605 (198 amino acids)
Source: RefSeq, a predicted model, not a curated record